GGCGGAGCCACCGCGCAGAGUCGAGAGUUUUCCGUUGCCUACUUUUUCUGGCCAUUCAUUUUUUUUAGCCCAUGCUGAGAGGGACGCCGUUUUCACAUGAGGAUCUCAUUGGAUUUCGACUUCUUGCAGAAGCUCGCGGGCCGUAAUGACCAGACGUGAAACAUGAUGCGGGAGAUAGCAGCGGUGGUGUUCUUUCUGAAGAGGCUUGUGAAGAAGGGGGAAAAGAUGGAAGCUGACAAGGUCGAGCUGUUUGUGGAGAGGCUGGCUGCUGCACUGCAGGAGAAGUUCAAGGGCCACUGGUACCCUGAAAGCCCCAGCAAAGGCCAGGCGUACAGGUGCAUCCGCAUAAACAGAUUCCAUCGGCAGGAUCCAGAUCUCCUUCGAGCUUGCCGGGAGAGCGGGGUAAAAUACGGCGACCUGGGACUGCCUCGUGAGCUGACGUUGUGGGUGGACCCUGGAGAGGUUUGCUGCAGGUAUGGCGAGCAAAAUCCCUGCUUCUCGGUUGCCACUUUCAGUAGUGAUGACGAAGACGAUAAAGACGUUGCGAAGAAGGUGACGAGCGCUCUGGAGAGGGUCACAUCGGACUACCACUCAGGUUCUUCUUCUGAUGAGGAAAGCACACGGAGCUCCCCCCUCACUGUCCCCAACAGCCGCUGGACCCACCAGGCCAUGAACCCCAGAGCUCCUUGUUGGCAUCCCACUAAGAUGGUGCCGGGGAAAGGUCCCGUCCUUCCACGGCCUCACUACGGCUACAGGGCCCGCGGCAGAGCCCCCCACACCUUGAGAAGUAACGUUUGGGUUCCUCCUGUCUUCAGAGCAGGACCCGAAUACUGGGACACACAACCAAAUGUGGCACAUAGCUAUAGUUAGGGGCCACGGUGCUUCCACUGUGUUCACACUGGACAUUAAACCUAGAAAAAAACUUUUGAUGAGUGAUACUUUUUUUAAAACGUGAAUUUUUAUAACAUUAAUAUUGUUUUUCACAGUCUUUUGCACUUUAGAUCUUUAUGUUUAUAGUGGGGCUAAAUCCCCUGUAUGAAAUUAGGUAGUAAAUAUUUAAAUACUACAUGUGGAAUUUUGAAGUACUGUAUUUUUACUACAGGAGACAUUCAUGUAUGCAGCUUAAUGUCCUUUGUGAUGACAUGUUUUAUUUAUCAAGCAAAGAUCUUCAGAUGUAUAGGCUUAAUGUUAUAAACUUUUAUUAAACACUUCCAAGCAUUGCAUAAUGA
This is a messenger RNA of Fundulus heteroclitus (mummichog), 1229 nucleotides long. It is a transcript of the gene btg3, whose product is annotated as B-cell translocation gene 3. Gene Ontology annotation, cellular component: cytoplasm; nucleus. The transcript has 5 exons. NCBI's taxonomy places the organism in Eukaryota, Metazoa, Chordata, Actinopteri, Cyprinodontiformes, Fundulidae. Gene Ontology annotation, biological process: negative regulation of cell population proliferation; negative regulation of mitotic cell cycle. The record is from RefSeq and is a predicted model, not a curated record. The coding region runs from base 163 to 870 and encodes 235 amino acids.